AUGCCCGUGCACACCUACAUGCUCGACUACACGAUGUUCGCGUUCAAGGAUCUCAAGUGCAAGGACAAGCUCGGCUCUUCACCGUCUCUCAAGGACCAAGUCAACUUCCGUUCCGGACAAGCGCGUCUCUUCGCGACUUCUCCAAGGACAAUUCGCAAGUACGUUUCUCCUGAAGGAAGGAAGGAUGCGUGCGCCAUGCCCGUUUGUGCCAAGCCAACGUCGUCUACGCCAAGUCAAGCUCGUCCCCCCGCCACCAUCUUUUGCGUCGAGGGACCUCCGCUCCCGAGGGGAGGG
Messenger RNA from Mesorhabditis spiculigera, 294 nucleotides. The record is from the annotation of a GenBank genome assembly. NCBI's taxonomy places the organism in Eukaryota, Metazoa, Nematoda, Chromadorea, Rhabditida, Rhabditidae.